Molecule: messenger RNA, 3915 nt
Organism: Brenthis ino (lesser marbled fritillary)
Lineage: Eukaryota; Metazoa; Arthropoda; Insecta; Lepidoptera; Nymphalidae
Source: the annotation of a GenBank genome assembly
AUGGAAAGUACAACUCCAUUUCAACCUUGGGCAGCAGAUGAUAAUUCGAAAAAUGUUAAAACUGAAAGAGAAUUAGUGGAUGACGCGAAACUUCAUCGGGAAAAUGUCAAUCAUCCAAAACAUAGGCAAACUGCGUCUUACGAUAAAGAUAGUGUCGUUGUUCCUGCUGCCGUUCCUGGACCGUCAAGUGCUACUACCAGUGGUAUCAGUCCAGUGGGCGGUAAAGUCUCUAAGAUGGACUCUAGCAAAGUAGCCUCCAUGCAGCAAAUCGUCGAGAACACUCUCAGUCAAGAAGGUCGACAAAGAGUGUCACAACUUUUGGAGGCAGUGGAGGCUCUGAGUGGAGCGGAGAGGCUUCUAUUGUAUCUCCGGCUACCAACUGGUGUACCUCCACAUGACCCACUCAAACAACCAAUCAACCCUUUGGGUUCUAGAGCUGAAUUGCAACAAACUGUAACAUGGAUACAAACACACUUGGAAGUUGAUCCCGAUGUCUCACUACCUAAACAGGAUGUUUACGAUGAAUAUAUUGCUCAUUGCAUGAGUAGCAACAUGAAGCCUUUAUCAACUGCAGAUUUCGGCAAAGUGAUGAAGCAAGUGUAUCCGAGUGUGCGUCCGCGUCGGCUGGGGACACGAGGCAAUUCAAGGUAUUGUUAUGCUGGUCUUCGUAAAAAAGUCAAACUUGAAGUACCGCAAUUACCUGACCUGGGCGAAACAUCGAAGGAGCCAAGCGUAAUGCCAAAAGAACGGGAAAGGAUAGUUUGUGAUUGGGCCGAAACGAAAUUUGGUAUAAAAUUCGCAAAUAUAAUGGAGUUGUCGCGUCACGUGAUGGCGAGCGCCACGCGCGCGCCGCUCGGCCCCGCCAGCGCCUCGCCGCCUCUCAUGUCUACUCACGCAUCACCAGAAGACGUGCCGGGUCCCCAAAUGAUGAAACAACAGCUCAAACGUAAAAUUGUUGGUACACCGGGGACACCGGGACGUCCAAAGAAGAACAAGGGUCCGGAAGUCGCCGGCGAGUCUCCGCCGUCCACCUCGUACGUAAGCCAGCACCCCGUCAAGCACGAGAGCGAGCUGCCGCCGGAGCCCGCUUACACGUACCAGUCUUCGUACGUGUACGACGUGCGCCCCUCCUUCCCCUACACGCCGCCGCGCGCGCACCCCCCGCACCCUCCGCCCGCGCCGCACGCGCCGCCCGCGCCCUACGCGUUCGAGCCGCCCUACGCGCACCGCGACCUCGCCGCGCACAACCUGCCCAUCAACCUGAGCAGCGACGCGUCGCUCGACCUGUCCACCGAGCGCACGGAGUGGCCGCGCCGCCGGCCGCCCGACCCGCCCGCCGCGCCCGCGCCCUCCGCGCGCCUGCCGCUGCCCGGCAAGAAGCUCAUCCUGGAGACGUACCAGAGCGAGACGCGCGCCGGCUCGCCGCGGCCGCCGCCCGACGCGCGCCCCGCCGAGUACCUGCCCAAGAAAAUGCGCGCCGCCGAGAUACUGGGCGGCAAGCUGGCGGCCGCACGCUUCUCUCUCGCCGAGCCCUCCUCGUCCGCCGCCGCCCACGCCCCCGCCCACACCGCCGUCGCCGCCGAGCCCUCCGUCCGACCUGAGGUUGCUUUUUUAGAGGAUCCAAAAAACUUAACGAGCCGGUCCAAAAGCACCGCCGCGGCGCUGGCCCGGGAGGAACAGGAGGCGGCGAGCCCGACGCGCGCGGCGAAGGCCCCGCCGCCUAGGGGCGAGCGCGCCAGGCCGCGCCGGCCGCGCGCCUCGCCGGACUCGUGCUGCGGCAUCGACGGCAUCAACAUCAAGUCCGGCAUGAUCUGCCAGGAGGGCCACUCGGAGAUCCUCAACCGCGAGCGCGUCAUCAGCAUCUGCAACAUCGACAAACACGACCUCGACGACUACCUCAACGAGGGCAACAGCCAGGAGCACGAGGAGGAACUGCUGCAGUACUUCCCGGCACUGCAGCGCGAGGCCGAGCGCGACGCGCCGCACGCCCCGCACGCGGAUGAACAAUCCGCUUUUUUAGAAGCAGGUCCGGACCCACAUGAUGAACAUAGUCAAGGAAAUAGUGAGAAAAUUUCACAAUUGCGCGCACUGUUGGCGAAAAAUCUUAAAAAUCAGAGUGGGUCCACUGCUCAGAACGCGUUAAACGAUCAAGAGUCGGGAGUUUCUAUUGAAAAUGACCAAGAAUCCCACGUCACUAAAAAUAUAAUAUCAGAAGGAGCGUUCAAGCCUGUCGGUAAUGUUUUAGAUAUAGUGAACGGUACCAGUAUAUCCAAUGAAAAUGAACUUAUUAUAAAUAAAAACUGUGAUACUAUAGCGAAUGAAAACGGAAUUUCUGAAACGUGCCCUGCAGAAAAUAACCACAGCCAGCUAGUGACGUCUGUCGGAUCACAUCUGUAUAACGGCAACUGUCACAAUGAACCUCAAAGUCCAACUACUAGAACUCAGCAAUAUGAUUUCGUACCUAUUUCCGAUGGAUGUCAGUCACCGGGUAAUUUCAAUUCGAAAUCUCCUCUUGGCUUUGGGCAUCGAGGCCAUAGUCCGACGAAAACGAGUAAACCAAUAAUUAUGGGAGGAUCCUUGCAAACAUCACCUAUAUCACACAGUACGGCUGCUAGCCCUUUUGUUAGUCCUAGAAAUACUCCAGUUCCACGCUCACGAUACUGUUCCCGCCCUAUACCAAAACACAACGGCAGAAAACGACGCAACCCCCUGACUCUCGGAGUUAACGAUUCUUGUCCUAAACAGUUCGCAAUACCAAAUGAUCAAAAAUUUAUAUCUUCGAAAACACCUACAAGUGGGCCUAAUAUUAAAUAUUGCCAGCCGAUGUCAGCGCCUCCUUCACCCAAUAUCCUUUCACAUUACAAACAAACGUUGAUACAAAAUUCAGGCAUGCAAAACGGCAACAACGUUUGUUUAAACUUCGUACCAAAUACAUGUCGAGAUAAUAUGAACGGUGAGAUUGCUCAGCCGCUAUCAGCAGAUCCAUUAUCGAGUGAAAUAAGCAGAUUUUUUCAAGAACCCAUGGUUAAUUACAGAAUAGGCCACGACACAUCGUUCAGAUCACAAUCCGUUCCACUUAAACAAGCGCCGAUGAGUCUUGGCUUGUUGAGUUACAACACGACCCCCGUCGGCUCCGUUCCACCGACGCCUGUGCCUAAUGAAUUUUGUGACUUCGGCCCAUUAGCUGAAACUUGCGAUAUAUCUAAAGCCGGUCUCAAUUCUGAAACUUUGGAUAAAAUAUACGAUGCUAUCGACAGUAGCAACGAUGUACUUAAUUCAGGGACGUCGGCAGGCAUUUUGAAUACUGGCGAUGCUCUGACUAAUAACGGUUGUGAGUCUUUGGCCGAUCCUCUCACGGACGAACAGUUAAGUUCUCUUAUUCCAAGCGGUGGCGAACUGCUCGAUAGGAGUGCUCAGUUCAGCGAAUCAUUUCCCAACGACGCUUGCAGUAACGUUGAAGACUUUUUAAAGCGAACGAAUAGAAUAGAUUACAUCGAAAUACCAGAUCUAGAAAUGGAAAAGAAUAAAUAUUACACUUCGCGCUCAGUGCCAAGUACGCCUUUACCCUUCAAACGCGCGGCCCCAAACCUACAAAUCAACUCGCGUCGUUCGAGAGAAUUAUUCGCAACUGAUACAUACUCUAACAUUUCAAAUGGUAUAUCGUCCAAGUCGGUACCCUCAACGCCUCAGUUGGUCGAGGACAGGAGCGUUUUUAGUUACAGUAAUAGAGACUUUCUCAUUAACGGCAAUUCCGUAGAACUCUGUACUUCGAAUCAAAUUCGGUCAGUGGUAGAAAACGACCAGUUGACAUCUCCCCUCGACAUAUUGCGCGAAGAUAUAUUAGACCCUCUAACGCCAGCGGCGGACUUACUGGCCGACCUGGACAAAAUUGACGGAACCCCGUAUGUUGACCUC